Molecule: messenger RNA, 4300 nt
Organism: Miniopterus natalensis
Lineage: Eukaryota; Metazoa; Chordata; Mammalia; Chiroptera; Miniopteridae
Gene: TMEM245
Product: transmembrane protein 245
Source: RefSeq, a predicted model, not a curated record
ACCGCGCGCACACGCCCAUCGUGCUGGCCGCGCUGCUGCUGCCGCUCUGCUUCGCCGACUACGGCGUGGAGGCCCUGGGCGAGCAGGCGCUGCGUCGCCGCCGCCUGCUGCUGCUGCUGGGCGCCGGCGGCCCGCUCCUCUACGGCCUCUACAGCCUGGGCAGCUACCUGGGCGUGCAGGUGCUGCUGGCGCACGCCGGCGCGCUCAUUUGCCGCGGCCUCGACUACUUCAGCAGCCUGUGGAUCUGGACGUUGGUAGUUGGCUAUGUGUUGACUGUUUCAUUCAAGUGGAAUGCAAGCACUGAGCGCUACUUGAGAGCAGUAUCAAUUCCUGUCUGGAUUAUAUUGCUUUUUCAUUUAGCAUCUCUGGCUGGCUCAUGGAGAAUUCCAGUAUUCCUGGUUAUUGUUUUCCUGAUGUCUGUGGGUACCCUCUAUGAAAAACAGAAUGGAAAAGAGUGUUCUGGGGCAGAGUUACCAGGUCAAGUUAUCUCCAUGGCCGCUUCUACUCUGGCAACCUUGGCCAUCUCUAUCACAGGGUAUGAAUCAAGCACUGAAGAUCCGCCCUCGACUCAGCCGGCAGAAACCAUAGACAGAGAACCCCCUCCAACACUGUCCUCAUCUUCUUCACCCCCCUCCCCGUCGCCCACGCUGGGCAGGCAAAGGCCUGAAGUCGGAACGUUCCUUAGAAAGAAGAAAACCAGCGAUACCUACUUUGUGGCUCUCGUCUGGGCCAUCAUUGCAGUCCAGCUCUGGUUGAACCUGUGGAUCGUACAGCUGCUGCCAGUGCCGAUUGCAGUCUGGAUACUCAAAAAGCUUAUUAUUCACUUUGGAGUUGUGAACUUCCUGGAGAAACGCUGCUGCGUGUGGUGGCAGGUGGUAGAGCACUUCCUGAAGGAGCGGAAGGAAGCUCUAGCUCCGUGGCCAAUUAUCGGGCUUGGGAAAUUCUUGUUAAAAGUUGAUAGCAAGAUGAUCAUCUGGCUGGAGAAGAUGUUAGACAAAAUAAUUAGCAUUUUCAUCAUAUUUUUGUUAGUGAUAGGAACCCUUCUUUUAGCCCUGCUCCUGACUGCAAAGGUACAUCAAGAGAGCGUGCACAUGAUUGAAGUCACAAGCAGUUUGAUUAAUGAAACUCUGGCAAAUCACCCUGAGUGGGCAAAUUGGCUUCCUGAGGCUCAGGUAGUCCAAAGAGCCCUCAAUUCUGCUGCUAACAAUGUAUAUCAGUAUGGUCGAGAAUGGAUAACCCACAAGCUUCAUAAAAUUCUCGGAGAUAAGGUGAACAAUACUGCUGUGAUUGAAAAGCAGGUCCUAGAACUUUGGGACAGACUGUAUCAUUCUUGGUUUGUAAAGAACGUAACACAUUCUGGACGGCAUAAAGGACACAAGAUGCAUAUAAGUCGUCAGAAUAGCUGGCUGGGAGACAUUUUGGACUGGCAAGACAUCGCUUCCUUCGUCCACGAGAACAUUGAGACGUUUCUUUCCAUCUUGGAGUCUCUGUGGAUUGUUAUGAGCCGGAAUGUGAGCCUGCUUUUCACCACUGUCACGACGCUGCUGACCAUCCUCUUCUACAGCGGGACGGCCCUGCUCAAUUUCGUACUGUCUCUGAUAAUUUUCCUGACCACACUAUUUUAUCUAUUAAGUUCCAGUGAUGAGUACUACAAGCCAGUGAAGUGGGUGAUAAGCCUGACACCACUAUCUCAGCCAGGUCCUUCUUCUAAUAUUAUUGGCCAGUCUGUGGAAGAAGCUAUCAGAGGGGUGUUUGAUGCUUCCCUCAAAAUGGCUGGCUUCUAUGGAUUGUACACUUGGCUGACUCAUACUAUAUUUGGCAUCAAUAUUGUCUUCAUACCAUCAGCUUUAGCAGCAAUCCUUGGAGCAGUGCCAUUUCUGGGGACGUACUGGGCAGCAGUACCUGCAGUUCUAGACCUGUGGCUCACACAAGGCUUAGGAUGCAAAGCCGUUUUACUGUUGGUUUUUCAUCUCCUGCCAACAUACUUUGUAGACACUGCCAUCUAUUCUGAUAUCUCAGGAGGUGGCCAUCCUUACUUGACAGGCUUGGCUGUGGCUGGUGGAGCAUACUACCUGGGCCUGGAAGGAGCAAUCAUUGGGCCCAUACUUCUCUGCAUACUUGUGGUCGCUUCCAACAUCUAUAGUGCCAUGCUAGUGAGUCCCACGAAUUCAGUGCCCAUGGCCAACCAGACCCCAUGGCCUGCUCAGAAUCAGCGGACUUUCCGUGACAUUUCUGAAGAUCUGAAAUCUUCAGUAGAUUGACAUGGCUUCCACUUCAGUGGGUAUCUAGGAAGUUCAUCCUUGACCGUGAGUUCAGCUCAGCUGUGGCCUCCUGUCCUUUUGCUGUGCCUAGCAAGCAGAGCCUAGGGAAAGAAGCAGAAGUCUCCUGGCCCUCCAUACAGAAUGCGUGGACAAGUGCGAACUUGCUGUGGCUGCUUGGCAUUUUAAAGCACAGCUUUAGAGCUCCGAAAUGUGUGGUUUGCUCACCUAACUGUUGCUCAGAUGGCUUGAAAAGUUUCAUUUUAUACACUGGUACCAUGGCUUGAAAAUUUCCCCCUUUGCUUAUCUAUAUUAUUAUAAUAUGUAUUUAUAAAGUUAUUUUUGAGAGCCCUAAACUAAGUGCAUAUGAUGUAAUUUUUCUCCUGUUUUAAGAAAUCUGUUCAUAAACUUUUCUACGACAGUCACUUUUCAAUGCAAAGGGCUUUCACUCUUGAGUACGUAGUUGUUUGGGUAGGAAGAAGGUGCAUUCUACCCUCUUCCCACCGUGUAUGGUCCUCUCUAAGAAAGAACCAAUCUUCCCUCUAGGGCGGGUGGCUUCAUUUCAAGUUCAGUUAGUUGUGUGUUGUAACCAUAGGAGAGACAGACAGACUGAAAACCUUUCUCCCCUGCCUUCUGCAUCCCCCAUUACAAUGUUGCCAAAUUUCUAAAACUUGGCAGACUGACCACAUUGAAGUGAAAUAAGUGUAAGCUGCUAUUAAUGGUAACAAUAUGAUAGAAUUUAUGUUGUGAUUUUUUUUCUUUCCAAAUGUUUUAAGUGAAAAUCUCAGGUGCAGCAGUACUCUGACUUGUUAAAUGUAUCCCUGGUUCACCAUUUGGAAUUCUGCCACUUAGUUACUUAUGAAUUUUAUAUAUAUAUAGUAUUUCCCCAUCACUUAGCACAGUGCCUUGCACAUAAGACUCUAGAUGAAUGCUUGUUGAAUUACAUCUUGACUUUUAAAAUUCGUCAGAUAUCAUAGUAACCAGCAUAGUGCUUUACAUUUUAUAAAGUCUCUAUGCGUAUAAUUAUUUCACAACAACUUCACUUAACUUUUCAUACAACUUUGUGCUGUUUUAUAACAGUUUCACACAGAUGGGAAGCUAAGGUUCAGAAGAGUAACCAACUCGAAGUCAUCACGUUUAGUAAGAUUUGACCUCAAGUCUGACUCCAUAAGCCUGUGAACUCUCCUAUCCUGUAGUGUUUCUCCCACUAUCUUAUAGUUUUCUCAGUGCUGUGAGAUAGAAUAGGUGUCCUUGGACUUGUCCUACAGUUAAUGACAGGGCUGGGACCAGAACCCAACUCUUAGCUUUGUGCCCUUUCCACUGUAUAAAACAAUCCUCAGGCUUUUUCUCUGCCCCUAGGGUGAUAUGGAGGAGAAAGAGCUCUUAAGUGUCAGAGAUCACCUUUUUGGAAAACACUUAAAAGUAGAAAUCAUUUUUUCUAAAACACCUUCUCACUAAGACGCAUAGUGAUAAUUAGCUUAAAUAUAUCCUGAUAUUAAGAAAAACUCCAUCUAGAAGAGAGGCUACCCUGAGGUCUUUAUAUAGUAGACUAUGUGCAGAUCUCUUAUUUUUUUACUAUGAAUCCUUCCUUCAACAAUAAUAAUAUGAUAUAAUACCAAGUGUUACAUUUGGCCACUAAAUAACUCAUUAUUUUCUUUAGUUGUUUAAUCAGUUAUUCAGUAAAACAUUUGCAGAGAGUUUGCCAAACUUGAGGUUUCAUGCCAGGUGCUGUACAGGGUGCUGUGGGGGAUAACUCAUAAGAGGGUCUCCUCUCAUGUUAAAUCUUAGCCAGAUCAUAUGUAUUGCUAAAAUAAAAAUUUUUCAUUAAAGGGAUUAAAAAAGAAAUCAGGUUUGUUUUUGUUAAUAGUACACUGGUAAGUUUAUAGCUGUAAUUAGCACAUAUUCACAAGAGGUAGGUACUAUACACAAUGAGUUAGGGUGCAUAUACAGAUUAUGUUCUUUCAAAGUGCUUUUAGCUGUACAAAGUGAUAGUGCAAAAAACUAAACUUGAGCUAAUGUGUGGCUGUAGCUGGUCAUAAUUA